This is a messenger RNA of Gadus morhua (Atlantic cod), 5446 nucleotides long. RefSeq names its product Rho GTPase activating protein 22b (gene arhgap22b). Gene Ontology annotation, biological process: activation of GTPase activity; signal transduction. The record is from RefSeq and is a predicted model, not a curated record. NCBI's taxonomy places the organism in Eukaryota, Metazoa, Chordata, Actinopteri, Gadiformes, Gadidae. The transcript is spliced from 10 exons. Gene Ontology annotation, cellular component: focal adhesion. Bases 252 to 2600 code for a protein of 782 amino acids. Gene Ontology annotation, molecular function: GTPase activator activity.
GAGGAGAGGAGAGGCAGACGCCAGAGAGAGAGAGAGAGAUGGUGUGCUGCUGAUUCUGACUGAAAGGCGGAUCAGACAGAAGGAAGACAAGAACAGGAGGAGAGUGAAAAGACGAGAGAGAGAGAGAGAGAGAGAGAGAGAGAGAGAGAGAGAGAGAGAGAGAGAGAGAGAGAGAGAGAGAGAGAGAGAGAUAGGGUUUUGGUUCGCUGGACCCACAAGAACAUGCAGAGAGGAGAGAGAGAGGACCAGGGAUGACAGCCAUGCUCAGCCCAAAGAUAAGGCAGAGCAGGAGAGCAGCCAGGUCGAAAAGCAUGGUGAUGGGCGAGGUGUCGCGGGCCACCGGCCGGCCUGCUUCCCCCAGCCUCCAGGAGGGGGCGCUGAAGGCCGGCUGGCUGAAAAAGCAGCGCAGCAUCAUGAAAAACUGGCAACUCCGCUGGUUUGUGCUGCGCUCGGACCAACUCUACUUCUACAAGGACGAAGAGGAGACUAAACCACAGGGCUCCAUACCUCUCCAAGGCUGCCUGGUGAACGAGCUCUCGGCCAAUCCGGACGAACCAGGAAGACAUGUUUUUGAAAUUGUACCAGGUGGACCAGGGGACAAGGACAGGGCAGCCAUGAGUCAUGAGGCCUUCUUGUUGAUGGCCAACUCCCAGAGUGAUAUGGACGACUGGGUCCGGGCCAUCCGCAGGGUCAUUUGGGCUCCUUUCGGAGGAGGGAUCUUCGGCCAGCGUCUAGAGGACACGGUGCAGUACGAGAAGAAGUUUGGCCCGCGGCUGGCCCCCCUGCUGGUGGAGCAGUGUGUGGACUUCCUGCGGGAGCGUGGCCUGGACGAGGAGGGCCUCUUCCGCAUGCCGGGACAGGCCAACCUGGUGAAGGAGCUCCAGGAGUCCUUCGACUGCGGGGACAAGCCCCUGUUCGACAGUAACACAGACACCCACACGGUGGCGUCUCUGCUGAAGCUGUACCUCAGGGAGCUGCCGGAGCCCGUCGUCCCCUUCGCCAAGUACGAUGACUUCCUCUCCUGCGCUCAUCUGCUCGCCAAAGACGAGGAGGAGGGGGUCCAGGAGCUGGAAAAACAAGUGAACUCUCUACCUCUGCCCAAUUACAAUCUCCUAAAGUACAUAUGCAAGUUUCUCGACGAGGUCCAGUCCCAUUGUAACGAAAACAAAAUGAGCGUCCAGAACUUAGCCACGGUGUUUGGGCCAAACAUGCUGCGACCCAAGAUGGAGGACCCUGUGGCCAUCAUGGAAGGCACUUCCCUUGUCCAGCACCUGAUGACCAUCCUCAUCAGGGACCACAACCGCCUGUACUCAGGGAGGGACCAGGAGGGGCCGACCGCUCCUCAGUCAGAGCUCACCGUCCCUGGGCAGCAGCUGCAGCACCGCAGCCUGGGGGCCUGGAUCUCCGAGGAGGACCUCCAGAGCUGCCCUCUCUCCAACGCCACCGGCGACGUCGACCUGGAAAGCAGCGCCUCCUCGCUGGACGCCAAACUGUGCGCCGCCGUCACACCCCCUCACCAGACGCCCAACCCCAACCCCGCUCCCCGACUGGGCCCUGCUUCCACAGGGAAGGGAGGAGGAGGCGGAGGAGGAGGAGGAGGCGGAGGAGAGACUGUGAUCAGCCCCAGCAAACAAGCCAAGACGCUGCCCUCCUGGAAAUACACCUUCAAGAGCUCCUCCUCCACGCCGCGCGGCCAGCCCCAGGCCAAGCAGAGCGGCGCAGGCUCCACCACCGACACCGCCAGCUUGUCUUCCGGCAGCGGUGGAGGCGGCGGUGGUGGUGGCGGUGGUGGUGGAGGCGGUGGUGGAGGCGGAGGCAGCAGCGGUAACUGGCUGAUGAACGGUUUGUCCUCCUUGAGGGGUCAUCGGCGCACCUCCUCCGGGGAGCGCUCGGCGCGCGACCGCGACUCCACGGGCUCCUCCCAGCGGCUCUCCACCUACGACAACGUCACCUCCUCGUCCAGCAUGGGGAGCGUGCCCAGCGUGGCCAGCACGCCCUGGUCCACCUCCUCCUGCGAGAUCUCCGGCCCGGACUCGGCCAGCAGCGAGCCCUCGUCCAACCACAACUCCGGCAGCAGCUCCGGAGCCGGUGCGGAGUCGGACAGCCAGAAGGAGGAGGACCAGGGGGGGGACGGGGGGACGGGGGCUGAGCGGAGAGGCUCCGCGGACCAGGAGGACAGCUGUGAGGCCAUGGAGGUGUGUGGGAACAGCGCCGCCUGCAGCGAGAACGGGAACGGGGUUGUGGCGAGCGUUGUCAUUCCGUCCAUUUACACGUCGGAGGACGGGGACGGGGGCUCCCCGUCGCUGGGCAGCCUGGUGGAGGGUCUCCGGGACGAGCUCAGGAGCCAGAAAGGAGCCUAUGAAGUCCGGAUCAAAAAGCUGGAGGAGUCUAGUGCGGCUCUGUGCACCCACAUGGAGCGGCUGGAGCAGGAGAUGGAGCAGGAGAGGAAGAAGCAGCGCAUGCUGGAGAUCAAGCUACGUAACUCUGAGAGGGCACGCGAGGACGCUGAGAACCGAAACAAACUCCUGGAGAAGGAGAUGGAAGACUUCUUCUCCACUCUGGGUGAUCUCGCCCUUGGGGCAAGAACGAGCGAUAUAUAACACGUGGAGCCACCAUCGCUGGGUUUUUACACACACUGUAAACAACCUGCUGACUUCUGGGGUUCAAUUCCAGCGGGUUCUCGGAUCCAUCAACUCCAUCCAAUCAGGACACGGCUUCCAGAAACAUGGAACACGUCAUUGUUUUGUUGGGAAUUUCCCGGUUUGGAGUUAGAGGAACUGGAUUUUUGAUUGGGAUUGGAAGAUGAUGAAAUGUAAAAAAUAUAUAAAUAGGAUGGACACUAGCUACUACUUGGCCGAGAAUUAUAAAAUCCCUGUUGUGGAGAGUGAAGUGCUGCUUAAACCCCUUGACCAAACCAAGGAGACCACAAACUUUGUGCGUUCCAUUUAUCACACAUGGAUCCGAUUUUAUACGCAAGUCAGGUUCUUGUAUGUAUCCGUUGAGAGAGGGGGAAUGGAAUGGAUUAUGUGAAGUAAAUAUUAAGAUCCAGUGAAUGAAAUCCCAUUGUUGAAUGCAAGCUAAUGCUUAAUCAUCUAAGCAAAGCUGUACAAUGCCAGUCAUCGUAGAAGUAUUCCCUGAAAGUAGCUUAUGGCCUACUACUGAAGACAACCUCCUUUCAUUAGAACGAUCACUAACAAUGAUCUUCUCCUUUGGAUCAUCUACCCAACAGAUCUUUAUUAUGGUAACAAGGGCCAAGCCUGUAUGGAAGGGUAUCCUAAACAAGGGGUUGUCAAUGGUGCACAGUACUUAACCAUAAGAGAAACAAGAGCUUGAGAACUCUUCUGCUUCGAGCAGAAGAGUGCCAUUGAUUUAGCAAAACUGCAGUAAAAAGGGAAUUGUUCUACGAUGGUUAAUUCUGGAUUGCUGGUUGAUCUCAGGCCACUUGUGUGCCUAGCUAACGAACCAUUGGACGUAGCUAGCUGCGUCCAAUGUUGAUAUCCCAUGCCCCUCUGUCAACAAAAACCGACAAAAAGUAUUUGGUUUACACCAAUACUUGCAGAUGAAGGUUGUAUACCUCAGAAGAUAAAGUAACACUAUAACAGGGACAAUUUCAACGUGUGACGUGCGACUUUAAGCAUUUACAAUUUAGCCUAUGCUGCCGUAAAAGCCAGGACAUGCAGAAACGAUAUGAAGGUUGCUUGAAAUCCAUACCAAAGCCCCCAAAAGCUAAGACUUAUACUCUGGUGUUUGCUAACCUGUAUGACCUGUACAACCAGACUGGUAGCCAUGUUGGUCUUGACACAGGAAGCUGACCACUGCCAUCACAGUUAACGAUAGCAUUUCCUGGUUGUGCCUUCAGGGAAGUGUUAUUAAACAUAUAAAAAAGGGUGCUGCCUUCUAUUGCGGAUUGGUAAUUUAAACAGAAAGACAUACAAUGAAAUACCUUCAAUUGACCUGGAUUGUGUCAUUUAUUGUGAAGCUGAUUUUGUGUACUGAAUAGACUGAAUUUUGAAUUGAGAAUGUACUCUUCGUAGUGAAUGUACUGUGUUGUGAAUGAAACCAACGGAACCAUUAUUUUAAAAUAGCUAGAAAACAGAAUAUCACUGUAGUUGCCCACAAUGUAUCAACCUUAGGGUUGAUAUCAGUUUGUACCACUUCACAAUGUCUUUGAUAUAGGAAUCCAAUCACUAGCCAACAAGACAAGUAGGUUUAAUUCCUUACUUAUCAACCUCAAAUACGAAAACAUACAACAAAUAUAUGAUAGACAUUUGUCAUUCAAAAGACUUAGGUUCACGCAGUCAUGUGUUGUAAGCAUUGCAUGUGGUUAAAUUGUUGUCUUUUUAAACAAAGGUGCAGAUAGCAGCACUCAUUUCCUAAGGAGCGCACUGUUACCAGUAUGAAUUAAAAGUGAAAAUGUGCUUUGGUUGGGAAAAGAAAAGGUAAUCAUUUUACUUUUCUUAUUUUAAUAUAUUUUGUACAGAAGAACAUAGUAAAUGUUAUUCAAUGGCCCUCGUUAUGAGUAAAUGUUUGCAAGUGAGGAUAUCAGAGUUUUCACCGUAAGUUUUUUUUUUAUUUUUAUGAACUGACAACUUAAGUUUACGGGCCUCUAUUUUACCACUAUGAUAUGUGGGUCGACAGGCCUCUUUGUGAUGAAUAUAGGGGGGUAUUUGAAAUGGCGUUUCAGCAUCACACCUGGUGGUAAAAUGGGGGCCCUUUAAGCAAAAUGUGCUGGACUGAAGACUUAACUAUGUCUCCACAGAGCAGUUAUGGUGCUUAUUUAUUAUAAAUCAACUCUAUUGUAAUGAAUGAAUAAUCUAUGAAUAAAUGAAAAAUUGAUACUGAAAAGACUUCAGUGGGAAUGCAACAAACAAACCAAAGUAUUGUGUCAUUUGGAUCUCAUUUUAAGUGCCACAUUACGAUCGAAGUACACAUUUUUUUGGCUUAUAAAAUGGUCUUCAACGUAAAUGAAGAACACGGAAACACCUGAGUGAUUCAAAGUGUAUUUUACUUUAUUUGCAGUACAUGUUUUUUUUGUUGGUUGUUUUUUUUCUGAGUUGGCAUCGUCCGAUCCCAGGGCAUGUAUUCUAGUAGUGCACUUAAUCGUUGUUUGCGCUUCUCUGGGGUCACGCAACACCAACAACUCUUAAUCUACUUGCAUGGCUGGAUUCACUAGCAAACAUUACAAACCAGCACCAUACAUAUAACGAGUUUUUACAAUUUUUUUUAGGCAUUGAAACUUUUAUCCUGUUUUGUUUAUUAACAUUAUUUUCGUCUUACCACACAACCAAAUCAAGAUCUUCUGGCCAUGAUGAACAUGAAGAAAUCUUGUUUACUUUUCUUUUUUUGUGUUUUCGAUCUCUGGCCGGAUCUGAUUGGUCGGUAAGACUAAUUACAGAACAAUAUGAUUAUAAACAAGUCACAGCAAAAAAAAACGAAAAUAAAAAAA